AUGUCGGCAACACUUCGCCCGUAUUUACAAGCCGUCAGGCGAACCCUGGAAGCGGCAAUAUGUCUGGUCAACUUCAACUCACAAGUGGUGGAGCGGCACAACAAGCCGGAGAUUGAGUUGCGUUCCAGUAAAGAAUUGCUACUUAACUCUGUGAUUAUUUCACGCAAUGAGCGAGAACGUGUGCUGAUUGAGUCCAGCAUCAACUCGGUCCGAAUUUCCAUUGCAAUCAAACAGGCGGACGACAUUGAAAGUAUUCUGGCUCACAAGUUCACUCGCUUCAUGAUGAUGCGUGCCGACAACUUUGUGAUACUUCGUCGGAAGCCGGUGAAAAACUACGACAUUUCCUUCUUGAUCACCAACUUUCACACUGAAUCCAUGUACCGGUACAAGCUAAUUGACUUUAUUAUUCAUUUUAUGGAAGAAAUCGACAAGGAAAUUAACGAGAUGAAGCUGGCCAUCAAUGCUCGAGCGCGUAUAACUGCGGAGGAGUUCUUAAAGAAGUUCUGA
Molecule: messenger RNA, 507 nt
Organism: Rhagoletis zephyria (snowberry fruit fly)
Lineage: Eukaryota; Metazoa; Arthropoda; Insecta; Diptera; Tephritidae
Source: RefSeq, a predicted model, not a curated record